AUGGGAGAAGAGGACGAAUGUGGAGCUCCCAGCCUCAGAGGUCGCACACGCCGUCGCGAGCGGGCAGGCAGUUCCAAGAGUUCACCGAGAUUCGGAACCCCGCUGGCACCUACCUCACCGCUCCCGUCUCUCUUCCCCACUUUGGACGUCGCAACUCCGGUAGCGUCUAAAGUUGUAGACAACGGUCUCCGAAACCUUUAUUGCUGUUGCAAAUCCGAGUUCGAAGAAUUGGGUAUCCUUCCUGACGCUGGGCUUCGCGCGGAAUUUGAUCAAUGGUUGGCUGUGAUCUUUUGGGGUGAAGUCAACAACUUCAACUCCCAAGUUCUACAUCCGGCAUCGACAGACCUAUUUCAACGGCGUCUCUUGUGUCGUGUUCAUGAUCAGGAAGCUUUGAAAAUGUCAUGUCACUCCGCUAGCUUUCUCGUGCCUUAUGCAACUGGUCAAAUAUUCGACCAUCAGAGUAGAUUAUUCUUCACAUUCUCCAUAUCUGUAGCCAUUGCAACGCUUCCUGCCCAUACGCUGAAUCUGUCAAAUUCCAUCCUCGGCGCUAAAUUGCUGUUUCCAUACCACAGCCACCGCAUCAUAUAUUUCUGCCUUCUCUCUUCUCAUUGGAACAAUGAGUUAUAUCAAGCUAGGCAUCAGGAAAGUGAGGUCACGCCAGCGAGGGCUGUGCAGUUCACGACGUUUUCCAGCAUAAUUGUAUACCUCCGAGAUGAGUCUUUGGACCUUGGCAUUUUUUGGCGGACGUAUGGCAAGUGGCUCAGCAAGGUCCAACUAAGAUCUCCUUCAAGGCUGUAUGAGUCCCAAGGGAAAUUCUCAGUGGAUGACAAAGAAGCGCCUGAGUGGACAAGUGCGAUCUGUCGACCAACCUUCAGCUCGAAAGAUAAACACGGGGUCAGCCUUCUUGCAAAGAUGUGCACAGGUGUGUUUCCAGCCAAUAUUGUCAACAUUACAUCUGCAAGGGACGUUCCAGACCUUGUGUUUGGCCUCACCAGGACCGUGAUGUCAGCCGUGCGUUUCUCUCUCGUCUCUGCCACCUUUGCAACAACCUGGAAACACCAAAUUCUUUUCCCUUUCCUCACCCAAGAAGGCCAGGUCGCGACGCCUCGACAAUAUUCGCCGUUUCUCCGGCCCUGUUGCUUUCCAGAGGGACCCCCUCUUUAUUCACUUAUUUUUUUGUUUUUCGAACCUGCGCAAAAAAAUCUUGCCCCACCAUCCCAUCGCCAACCCCGCCUCGAUCCGUCGGGCACCACCAUCACCAUGUCUGACAAACUCACCCGUGUCGCUAUCGUCAACAGCGACAAGUGCAAGCCCAAGAAGUGUCGUCAAGAGUGCAAGAAGGCCUGCCCCGUCGUCCGCUCCGGAAAGCUCUGCAUCGAAGUUACCCCCGAGUCCCGCAUCGCCUUCCUCUCCGAGUCACUAUGCAUCGGUUGUGGUAUCUGCCCCAAGAAGUGCCCCUUCAGCGCCAUCACCAUCAUCAACUUGCCCACGAACCUUGAGAGCCAAGUCACCCAUCGCUACUCCGCCAACAGCUUCAAGCUUCACCGCCUUCCCAUGCCCCGUCCUGGCAACGUUCUUGGUCUUGUUGGAACCAACGGUAUCGGAAAGAGUACCGCUCUGAAGAUUCUCAGUGGAAAGCUCAAGCCCAACUUGGGUCGCUACGACAACCCGCCCGACUGGGAGGACGUCAUCAAGUACUUCCGUGGUUCUGAAUUGCAAAACUACUUCACCAAGCUUCUUGAGGAUGACCUCAAGGCCGUUGUCAAGCCUCAGUAUGUCGACCAGAUCCCUCGCGCCGUCAAGGGCCCUCAGAAGAGCGUCAGAGCCUUGAUCGAUGCUGUGAGCAGCUUGGGAAACAAGCAGGAGGUCUGCGAUACUUUGGAGCUCAACCACAUUAUGGAUCGUGAGAUCAACCAAUUGUCUGGUGGAGAGCUGCAGCGUUUCGCCAUUGGUACCGUCUGUGUCCGCAAGGCCGACGUUUACAUGUUCGACGAGCCCUCUUCAUACCUCGAUGUCAAGCAGAGACUGGCUGCUGCCCGUGUUAUUCGCUCUCUUCUCCGCGACGACGACUACGUCAUUGUCGUCGAGCACGACUUGUCAGUCUUGGACUACCUCUCGGACUUCAUCUGCGUUCUUUACGGUCGCCCCGCCGUCUACGGUGUAGUCACCCUGCCGCAGUCCGUCCGUGAAGGUAUCAACAUUUUCCUCGACGGUCACAUCCCGACCGAGAACUUGCGUUUCCGUGACGAGUCCCUGACCUUCAAGCUCUCCGAGGGUGCUGAUGAGUUCAUGAAUGACAAGUCUCGUGCCUUCAAGUACCCCAAGAUGCAGAAGUCCAUGGGUGACUUCAAGCUGAGCAUUGAGUCUGGUGACUUCACCGACUCCGAGAUCAUUGUCAUGAUGGGAGAGAACGGAACCGGAAAGACCACCUUCUGCCGCCUCCUCGCUGGCGCUCUCAAGCCCGACACCAAGGCUGCCGUCCCCGAGAUGAAGAUUAGCAUGAAGCCCCAGACCAUCACCCCUAAGUUCGAGGGUACCGUUCGCCAGCUGUUCUUCAAGAAGAUCAGGGCCUCUUUCCUAUCGCCCCAGUUCCAGACCGAUGUUGUCAAGCCCCUGAAGCUCGAUGACUUCAUUGAUCAGGAGGUCAAGAACUUGUCCGGUGGUGAACUUCAGCGUGUCGCCAUUGUUCUUGCUCUCGGUAUACCCGCCGAUAUCUACCUUAUCGACGAGCCCUCCGCCUACCUCGACUCCGAGCAGCGUAUUAUUGCCUCCCGCGUCAUCAAGCGCUUCAUCAUGCACGCCAAGAAGACCGCCUUCAUCGUCGAGCACGAUUUCAUCAUGGCCACCUACCUCGCCGACCGCGUCAUCGUCUUUGACGGAAAGCCCGGUAUUGACGCUCAUGCCAACAAGCCCGAGUCUCUCCUUACUGGUUGCAACACUUUCCUGAAGAACCUCGACGUUUCUUUCCGUCGCGAUCCCACCAACUACCGCCCUCGUAUCAACAAGGGCAACUCCCAGCUCGACCAGGAGCAGAAGGCCAACGGCAACUACGUAAGUCGAACAACCGUGUGCCACCUUGACAUUGACAGCAAUCCUAACAUGGUUUAUAGUUCUUCCUGGACGACGGCGACAAGACGAGUUAAAGAGGGCACCUAUACAGAUGUUUUCCCUCGUCACGAUGCAUUCGACUCAGGCGUUAAGGGCGUUCAAAAAGGGCAUAAGCGGCAACCGGGGAGGCGCGCUUCCGGCGGUCAGGAUCAUGGUUUCGGUUUAGAGGAGGCGAGCGCGUCCGAGGACGACGCCGAUGGUGAUGGAUAA
Colletotrichum lupini is the source of this 3318-nucleotide messenger RNA. RefSeq names its product translation initiation factor RLI1. NCBI's taxonomy places the organism in Eukaryota, Fungi, Ascomycota, Sordariomycetes, Glomerellales, Glomerellaceae. Gene Ontology annotation, molecular function: iron ion binding; ATP hydrolysis activity; ribosomal small subunit binding. The transcript has 11 exons. Gene Ontology annotation, biological process: translational initiation; translational termination; ribosomal subunit export from nucleus. The coding region runs from base 1 to 3318 and encodes 1105 amino acids. The record is from RefSeq and is a predicted model, not a curated record.